UUUUGCAUUGUGCGUGUAAGAAAAGAAACCAAUAGGAUGAUGUUCAUGAGGCUUUCUCUAGCAAUUGUUUGUGUCGUAAGCUUGGCCAUAUUCCACGUCUCCCUUGCCCAGAACUCCCCACAAGACUACCUUAAUGCGCACAAAGCCGCUCGUGCAAGCGUUGGUGUCGGGCCAAUGAGAUGGGAUGCGAAGGUAGCUUCUUAUGCGCGGAACUACGUUAACAAACUCAAAGGCAGCUGCAAGCUUGUGCAUUCAGGAGGGCCUUAUGCCGAGAACCUUGCAUGGGGUAGCACUGAGUACCUUUCGCGCACAGCUGCUGUGAACAUGUGGGUGGCAGAGAAGCCAAAGUAUGACUACAACUCCAAUUCCUGUGUCAGUGGGGAGUGCCGCCACUACACUCAGGUGGUUUCGAGGAACUCCGUGCGCUUGGGGUGUGCUAAAGUACGAUGCAACAGCGGGGGCACCAUUAUCAGUUGCAACUAUGACCCCCCAGGCAACUAUGUCAAUCAACAUCCCUAUCUAAGAGUUCUUCAACAACCUCUGGUCUUUUUUGACGUUUAG
This is a messenger RNA of Juglans regia (Persian walnut), 561 nucleotides long. Its product is annotated as pathogenesis-related protein 1-like. Gene Ontology annotation, cellular component: extracellular region. NCBI's taxonomy places the organism in Eukaryota, Viridiplantae, Streptophyta, Magnoliopsida, Fagales, Juglandaceae. The coding region runs from base 37 to 561 and encodes 174 amino acids. The record is from RefSeq and is a predicted model, not a curated record. The transcript is spliced from 2 exons.